GCGCAAGUCCCGGCCUCCCCUCUUGCUCCGGUGCCGUGUGGUCUCGCCCGCCCCCGCUGCCAUGUUGGAUUGUGUGGCCGUGGGAGCCGGGGAGAAGUUAGAAGUUUAGUGCUGGUCCGAGGGGGUGGGGGCGAUCGGGCAGCGGGAGCCUGUGCUGCCCCGCCCCGUCCCUGGGCUGCCGGGCGCCGCCAGCUGCCCCCAGAGGAGAGGAGACGCCGCUAUGCAGCCGCUGUGAGACCGCUGGGCCAGGGGACGCGGACGGCGAGUUGCGAGAGGCGAGGGCACCGCGGAGCCCCGGCGGCCAGCCCCGGCCAUGAGCAACAGCCAGCAACAGCCCCCGCCGCCGCGGAGGGUCUGCAAUGUGGGGUCGCUGCUCCUCACCCCGCAGGAGAACGAGAGCCUCUUCGGCUUCCUGGGCAAGAAAUGCGUGACAAUGUCUUCAGCAGUUGUCCAGAUAUAUGCAGCAGAUCGCAAUGCCAUGUGGUCAAAAAAAUGCUGUGGAGUAGCCUGCCUUGUAAAAGACAAUCCACAAAGGUCUUAUUUUAUCAGAAUAUUUGACAUCAAGGAUGGGAAACUAUUGUGGGAGCAGGAACUGUACAAUAAUUUUGUAUAUAAUAGUCCUAGAGGAUAUUUUCAUACCUUUGCUGGAGAUACAUGUCAGGUUGGUCUUAAUUUUGCUAAUGAAGAAGAAGCUAAAAAAUUCCGGAAAACAGUAACUGAUUUGCUUGGACGACGGCAAAGAAAAUCUGAAAAAAGACGGGACCCACCAAAUGGUCCAAGUCUACCAAUGGCAACUGUUGAUAUCAAAAAUCCAGAAAUUACAACUAACAGAUUUUAUAAUUCACAAGUCAACAAUAUUUCGUAUACCAAAGAGAUCAAGAAAAAAGGAAAGGUGAAAAAGAAGAAAUUGACAAAGGCAGAUAUUGGAACUCCAAGCAACUUCCAACACAUUGGACACGUUGGUUGGGAUCCAAACACAGGUUUUGAUGUGAACAACUUGGACCCAGAACUGAAAAAACUGUUUGAUCUGUGUGGAAUUUCAGAGGCUCAAUUAAAAGACAAAGAAACAUCGAAGGUGAUAUAUGAUUUCAUUGAAAAAACAGGAGGAGUAGAAGCUGUUAAAAAUGAGCUGCGUAGGCAAGCUCCACCACCGCCACCACCAUCCAGAGGAGGACCCCCUCCUCCACCACCACCACCUCCACAUAGCUCAGGUCCUCCUCCUCCUCCUGCAAGGGGAAGAGGAGCUCCUCCUCCUCCUCCUUCAAGAGCUCCCACAGCAGCUCCUCCACCCCCACCUCCAUCUAGACCAGGUUCAGCAGUGCCCCCUCCUCCUCCAAACAGGAUGUAUCCUCCACCACCUCCAGUGCACUCAUCAUCUGCACCAGUUGGCCCACCUCCACCGCCUCCACCACCAGCAAGUGGAUCAUGUGUACCGCCGCCUCCACCACCUCCCCCUCCUGGUCCUCCUCCACCACCUGGCUGCACUUCAGAGAUUGAUAACCAAUUUCCAGCUCCUGCAGGAAACAAAGCAGCACUGUUAGAUCAAAUCAGAGAAGGGGCCCAGUUGAAGAAAGUGGAACAGAACAGUCGACCUGUAUCCAGCUCAGGAAGAGAUGCACUCUUAGACCAGAUACGACAGGGUAUACAGCUCAAGUCAGUAUCUGAUGGCCAAGAGCCUGUGCCACCCACAGCUGCGCCAACCUCAGGAAUUGUGGGUGCAUUAAUGGAAGUUAUGCAGAAAAGGAGCAAAGCCAUUCAUUCUUCAGAUGAAGAUGAGGAUGAAGAUGAUGAAGAAGACUUUGAGGAUGACGACGAAUGGGAGGAUUGAUCAAAAUAUUAUAUUAUAUAUAUUUUUUAAGGUGAAUGGAAUACUAAACACUACUUUCUAUCUAUGGAUUCUGUAAAAUUAUCAUGUAAAUGUUCUACCAAUUUGCUGUAUAUUUUUGUUGCCUUUUGCUUUUUUAUUAAUCUGUGCAAUACCUCAUUUAAUCUGUAAAGGUUUGUCAUAAUCCUCUACAAAGCUACUCCCUAUUAAUGUGUGCAAGUUUACAUCUGGAUGCUCAGUGUACAUGUGAAUACUUUCCAUUCCAUCAAUAAGGGAGUUUAAAUGUAAUAUGUGAGACUGACAAAAACCUUAAUGUAAUUUAGUUAUAAUGCAAGAAGGAAAACACUAUUUUCAUACCCUACUUUUCUGUAUCUAAAUUUUCUUAUUAAAACUUAGUAUAGUACUACAUUCUUUAAGUGAUGCAGCUCUUAGUUUAUUUAGCCCCUUCAUUUCGAAUACAAUGCUACAUGAAUGUUGAGGCUGAUUAUAAUAUUGCACGGUUUUCAAUACAUCACAACAUUGCAGUUGUUCGAAUCUUAGUAUGCUUUUCAUAAAACUACAAAAAUACACAGCUAGUUAUGAAAAUUAAUAACUUACCAUUAUACUGUAGCAAUAUUGUCUGUUGUUGGAUAGCAGUGAUGUUUUGAAGGCUUUAAUUAGGGAACACUCUGCCUGAGUUUAAACAGGAUGGCUUUUUACUCUAGCAAUGGUGAAGGCAUCUUUGAUGCAAACCAGUUUAGUCCUGCUGUCUUUCAGAAUGAGGAAGAGCCUAAAUUGCUGGGGCUAUACUGUAAUCUGGCUGUUGCUACAGUCAUUUGAUUUAUUUUUUAAAUCAAUUUUACGUGUUUUUUUGGGCUGAAGGGCUGCGUUUAAUGCUUGCUUCAAUAAUGUUGGGUUUAAAUUCAUUUUAAAAUGUGUAGGGCACUAGUAUACUAAUAAAGUAAACUUACGUGGUGUUACUUUGCAGUCUUUAUGGAUUAUGGUAAUACCAAACACGAAGACACCAGUCCUACACUUAAAAAAAAAAAAAAAAAAAAAAAGUUGAAAAGCUUAUAAAU
Chelonoidis abingdonii (Abingdon island giant tortoise) is the source of this 2883-nucleotide messenger RNA. It is a transcript of the gene WASL, whose product is annotated as WASP like actin nucleation promoting factor. The record is from RefSeq and is a predicted model, not a curated record. Gene Ontology annotation, biological process: actin filament organization. NCBI's taxonomy places the organism in Eukaryota, Metazoa, Chordata, Testudines, Testudinidae. Gene Ontology annotation, molecular function: actin binding.